AUGAGUGAGAUUAACAAUUCUACCUACAAUCCAAUGAAUGCAUAUGUAACGUUUACAUCAAUAUAUGGUGAUGAUACUAUGGUACGUUUCAAAGAUGUGGAAUUGGUAGUUAACAAAAGGGUUACAGAAGCCAUUAUGUUCGGCGUCAAAGUUGGUGCAGCUUCGUUGACACUCAUCAUCAUGUGGAUGAUCUCUAAGAAAAGAACAACACCGAUAUUUAUCAUAAAUCAGUCUUCGCUUGUAUUUACCAUAAUACAUGCUUCGCUUUAUUUUGGGUACCUUUUGUCAGGAUUUGGUAGUAUAGUUUACAAUAUGACAUCGUUCCCGCAGUUAAUAAGCUCCAAUGACGUUCGUGUGUACGCAGCUACAAAUAUUUUUGAGGUCCUGUUGGUAGCAUCUAUCGAAAUCUCUCUGGUUUUUCAGGUCAAAGUUAUGUUUGCCAACAAUAAUGGUCGAAGAUGGACUUGGUGUUUGAUGGUAGUUUCCAUAGGGAUGGCACUAGCUACUGUAGGACUUUAUUUUGCCACUGCCGUUGAGUUGAUCAGAGCUGCUUACAGCAAUGAUACUGUUAGCCGCCAUGUUUUUUACAAUGUUUCUCUGAUCUUACUAGCGUCAUCUGUCAAUCUAAUGACACUAAUGCUAGUGGUAAAAUUAGUAUUAGCGAUCAGAUCAAGAAGAUUUUUGGGGUUGAAACAGUUUGACAGUUUCCACAUAUUACUUAUAAUGUCUUGCCAGACUCUAAUAGCACCUUCCAUUCUAUUCAUUUUGGGUUGGACCUUAGACCCUCAUACUGGUAAUGAGGUUUUAAUUACAGUUGGUCAAUUGCUAAUAGUACUGUCAUUACCGCUGUCAUCUAUGUGGGCUACAACCGCUAACAAUACCAGUUCAUCUAGUAGUUCGGUGUCCUGUAAUGACAGCUCUUUUGGUAAUGACAAUCUCUGUUCCAAGAGUUCGCAAUUUAGAAGAACUUUUAUGAAUAGAUUCCGUCCCAAGUCGGUUAAUGGUGACGGUAAUUCUGAAAAUACCUUUGUUACAAUUGAUGAUUUGGAAAAAAGCGUUUUUCAAGAAUUAUCAACACCUGUUAGCGGAGAAUCAAAGAUAGAUCAUGAUCAUGCAAGUAGUAUUUCAUGUCAAAAGACAUGUAAUCAUGUUCAUGCUUCGACAGUGAAUUCAGAUAAGGGAUCUUGGUCCUCUGAUGGUAGUUGUGGCAGUUCUCCGUUAAGAAAGACUUCCACCGUUAAUUCUGAAGAUUUACCUCCACAUAUAUUGAGCGCCUACGAUGACGAUCGAGGUAUAGUAGAAAGUAAAAAAAUUAUCCUAAAGAAAUUAUGA
This is a messenger RNA of Zygosaccharomyces rouxii, 1332 nucleotides long. It is a transcript of the gene STE2, whose product is annotated as alpha-factor pheromone receptor STE2. Gene Ontology annotation, molecular function: pheromone binding; mating-type factor pheromone receptor activity. The record is from RefSeq and is a predicted model, not a curated record. NCBI's taxonomy places the organism in Eukaryota, Fungi, Ascomycota, Saccharomycetes, Saccharomycetales, Saccharomycetaceae. Bases 1 to 1332 code for a protein of 443 amino acids. The transcript has a single exon. Gene Ontology annotation, cellular component: membrane; G protein-coupled receptor homodimeric complex. Gene Ontology annotation, biological process: G protein-coupled receptor signaling pathway.